This is a messenger RNA of Myotis lucifugus (little brown bat), 3599 nucleotides long. RefSeq names its product BCAS3, microtubule associated cell migration factor (gene BCAS3). NCBI's taxonomy places the organism in Eukaryota, Metazoa, Chordata, Mammalia, Chiroptera, Vespertilionidae. Gene Ontology annotation, cellular component: cytoplasm. The coding region runs from base 115 to 2949 and encodes 944 amino acids. Gene Ontology annotation, biological process: response to starvation; autophagy. The transcript has 25 exons. The record is from RefSeq and is a predicted model, not a curated record. Gene Ontology annotation, molecular function: protein binding.
UUGAGCUGGAGAACAGCGUUUACCGGCGGGCGGCCGGUGAGAGGGCUGGCGGGGCUGUGUCUUUGGGGAGGCUUGGAGAGGACGAGGGGCGAGCCGCGUUUUGUGAAUGAAGCUAUGGCUACAGAUUCCCCGAGAAGACCCAGUCGUUGUACUGGUGGAGUUGUGGUUCGCCCUCAGGCUGCCACGGAGCAGUCCUACAUGGAAAGUGUUGUGACUUUUCUACAGGAUGUUGUGCCACAGGCUUACAGUGGAACACCUCUAACAGAAGAAAAGGAGAAAAUAGUCUGGGUCAGAUUUGAAAAUGCAGAUUUAAAUGAUACAUCAAGAAAUCUGGAAUUUCAUGAAAUACACAGCACUGGGAAUGAGCCGCCUUUGCUGAUUAUGAUUGGCUACAGUGAUGGAAUACAGGUCUGGAGCAUCCCUAUCAGCGGGGAAGCACAGGAGCUAUUCUCUGUUCGAAAUGGCCCAAUUCGGGCGGCUAGGAUCUUGCCUGCUCCACAGUUUGGUACUCAAAAGUGUGACAGCUUUGCAGAAAAAAGGCCCCUUCUUGGUGUUUGUAAGAGCACUGGAUCUUCUGGCACUAGCCCACCUUACUGUUGUGUUGAUCUGUAUUCACUUCGUACUGGGGAAAUGGUCAAGUCCAUUCAGUUUAAAACUCCUAUCUAUGAUCUUCAUUGCAAUAAGCGGAUCCUCGUCGUAGUCUUGCAGGAGAAAAUUGCUGCCUUUGAUAGCUGUACUUUCACAAAAAAGUUUUUUGUCACAAGCUGCUAUCCUUGUCCAGGGCCCAACAUGAAUCCUAUUGCUCUUGGGAGCCGCUGGCUGGCUUAUGCAGAAAACAAGUUGAUUCGAUGUCAUCAGUCCCGUGGUGGAGCCUGUGGGGACAACAAUCAGUCUUAUACUGCCACGGUCAUUAGUGCUGCUAAAACUUUGAAAACUGGCCUGACAAUAGUUGGGAAAGUGGUGACUCAGCUGACAGGCACGCUGCCUUCAGGUGUGACAGAAGAUGAUGUUGCCAUCCAUAGUAAUUCGAGGCGGAGUCCUUUGGUCCCAGGCAUCAUCACCGUAAUAGACACGGAAACAGUUGGAGAGGGCCAGGUGCUUUUGAGUGAGGAUUCUGACAGCGAUGGUAUCGUGGCCCACUUCCCGGCUCAUGAAAAACCAGUGUGCUGUAUGGCUUUUAACACAAGUGGUAUGUUUGUUUUUCCCCAUUUAUAUCAUGGGCUUUCCAAUUUGAUUUUUUUGGAAAUGGAAUAUCUAAAACACGAAUCUCGUUUUUCUUCUAUGUGCCAGUGUGUACAAGACAUCUGCUUCAGCCAUGACUGUCGCUGGGUUGUGGUCAGUACUCUUCGGGGGACGUCCCAUGUUUUUCCAAUCAACCCUUAUGGUGGCCAGCCUUGUGUGAGAACACAUAUGUCGCCACGAGUCGUGAAUCGUAUGAGCCGUUUCCAGAAAAGUGCUGGGCUGGAAGAGAUUGAACAAGAACUGACAUCUAAGCAAGGAGGUCGCUGUAGCCCUGUUCCGGGUCUCUCAAGCAGCCCUUCCGGAUCACUCUGCACGGCUAAUCAACAAACCUGUACUACCGAACUGAUUGGAAGUUCUUUGAGCAUGAGCAGGUCAUACCAACUUGUAGGUCCCCCUGGUCUAUCAGGGAAACUAAACAGCCAAGACUCCUACAAUAAUUUUGCCAACAACAACCCUGGCAACCCUCGGCUCUCUCCUCUCCCCAGCUUGAUGGUCUUGACGCCUCUUGCACAAAUCAAGCAGCCAAUGACAUUGGGGACCAUCACCAAACGAACAGGGCCUUAUCUGUUUGGAGCGGGGUGUUUUUCCAUAAAAGCUCCAUGCAAAGUUAAACCACCUCCACAAAUUUCACCCAGCAAGUCGAUGGGCGGAGAAUUUUGCGUGGCUGCAGUGUUUGGGACGUCCAGGUCAUGGUUUGCAAAUAACGCUGGUCUGAAAAGAGAAAAAGAUCAGUCCAAACAAGUUGUAGUUGAAUCUCUGUACAUCAUCAGCUGCUACGGGACCUUAGUGGAGCACAUGAUGGAGCCACGGCCGCUCAGCACUGCCCCCAAGAUUAGCGAUGACACCCCACUGGAAAUGAUGACAUCACCUCGAGCCAGCUGGACUCUGGUUAGAACUCCUCAAUGGAAUGAAUUGCAGCCACCAUUUAAUGCAAACCACCCUCUGCUCCUGGCUGCAGAUGCUGUACAGUAUUAUCAGUUCCUGCUUGCUGGCCUGGUUCCCCCUGGAAGUCCUGGGCCCAUUACUCGGCACGGGUCCUAUGACAGUUUAGCUUCCGACCACAGUGGACAGGAAGAUGAAGAAUGGCUUUCUCAGGUAGAGAUUGUGACGCACACUGGACCCCACAGGCGUCUGUGGAUGGGCCCACAGUUCCAGUUCAAAACCAUCCACCCCUCAGGCCAGACCACAGUCAUAUCGUCCAGUUCAUCAGUGUUGCAGUCUCACGGUCCCAGUGAUACUCCACAGCCCCUUAUGGAUUUUGAUACGGAUGAUCUUGAUCUCAACAGUCUCAGGAUCCAGCCGGUCCGCUCUGACCCAGUCAGCAUGCCAGGGUCAUCCCGUCCAGUCUCAGAUCGAAGAGGAAUUUCCACCGUGAUUGAUGCUGCCUCAGGUACCUUUGACCGGAGCGUGACCCUGCUGGAGGUGUGCGGGAGCUGGCCCGAGGGCUUCGGGCUGCGGCACAUGUCCUCCAUGGAGCACACCGAGGAGGGCCUGCGGGAGCGGCUCGCCGACGCCAUGGCCGAGUCGCCCAGCCGGGACGUGGUGGGAUCCGGAACAGAACUUCAGCGAGAGGGAAGCAUCGAGACUCUGAGUAACAGCUCAGGUUCUACCAGCGGCAGCAUCCCAAGAAACUUUGAUGGCUACCGAUCUCCGCUGCCCACCAAUGAGAGCCAGCCCCUCAGCCUCUUCCCCACCAGCUUCUCCUAGGUACCAGCUACCUGCUUCCGACUGGCCGGCCCACUCACCUGCUGGAGGAAGGAGAAGCCCCCCCUCGGACUCCCCCCUUCAGUCUCUGCUCCUCUUUCACAACCACCUUCCCCAAGCUUAGUGACAACAGCCCCCUCCCCGCCCCCCGCCCGAUGGAGAAGAGACCCCUAUCCAAAGCACCUCGGUGCCCUCUGACCCCGUCAGCAGGGCUGUGGCCGAAAGAGACUGCAGAAGCGCCGCCCCCUCCUGUUUGCACAUGAUGUCCGGCAUUGGAUCCGCUUUUGUAUUUUCUAACCGGGGGUUGGGGGGGGGGGGGCCCUGGGUGGGGAGAGGAUGGAUGGCCUGGCCAGGCAUUUCGACCCUGACCGCCAGCCCCAGCCCGCUCCUGCCUAUGGCUCACACUGCCCAGCUUCCCUUGGUCAACUUCCCUCUGGAAUGGGGUGAAUGGAGGCCCAGAGUAUUAUGGGAGGAGAAAGGAAGGAGAAGCCCUCCUCCUCUUCCCUUUGGCUCAUGGGAAGGAUUUGUCUUUCUUGUCUAUAAGCCCUUUUACACUGGUCCUGAACUGUUCGGUGAAGGAAACGGUGGUUCCUGAGACCCUGUCAAAAGUGCACGUCUUUCCAAUAAAUCAUGCUGCAACUGGUGUCCACCGA